Melanotaenia boesemani (Boeseman's rainbowfish) is the source of this 2199-nucleotide messenger RNA. Its product is annotated as kelch repeat and BTB domain-containing protein 11-like. The record is from RefSeq and is a predicted model, not a curated record. The transcript has a single exon. Gene Ontology annotation, molecular function: protein binding. NCBI's taxonomy places the organism in Eukaryota, Metazoa, Chordata, Actinopteri, Atheriniformes, Melanotaeniidae. Bases 621 to 1835 code for a protein of 404 amino acids.
AGAGAUUUACAGCCCAUGUGAGGUUUUAAUUCUGCUCGUGUUUGCUGAUUGGGUUGUAAAUCUGUUCUGGACGUAUCGAACCUUCUGUGCCACGUGACCACUGCCACUGUUUUUAAUUAACAUUAUUCAAAUUAUCAAUAAAAAAACAGAAGCUCGUACAGUGACUCCGCAGCGCGGUUCUGCGGCGGUUCUGGAACCGUGCUGCGGUUCUGUGUAGAUCCAUUGUUCCUCAGAGUGUUCUCCGGGGAGGACCCUUCGUGUCACAGGGCGUGACAGAGUCCAGCGUGGAGCUUCGGGAAGAGGAAAAGUCCAGCGGACACUGGUUGUCUUUGUGCCCGAAGACGCAGCGAAUCGAGCCGGUCAGCAGGCGGGAAAGUUGGGCAGCAGGAAUCACCGCGGCCCGGCGGAGGGGCGGAGGAUGGAGAACCUAGAGGAGACUAUUGUUCCGAGAGAGGCGGGUCAGAACUGCGCGUGAACAGGAAGAAAAACUUCUAGCAACAGGAGGAAUAAAGAGGAGCGAACAGGGCGUCGACUGUGGCGAGAAAAGACAGAGUAGACAGAGGUCUGGAUCUUCAGAUGCAUAAUCUGCGCUGACCGGACCCGUAUCGGCGCAACCUGCCAUGAUGCAGGCUGGUGGGGGUCAGGAGGCAGACUUGUCCUCUGGGGAUCUUUGUUCAAACCUCGGAUCAGCAGCUGCGGACAUGUCGCAGCGGAUCAGCGCAGAAAACUGCUGCGAGCUUCUGACAAAAGCAAAGCGCGAAGGCGCGGAGGAGGAGAAGCGGCGAAUCUUCCGCUACAUGAGCGACCACUACCUGGAGGUGCUGCGGACCCCCGCCGCAUACGGACGGCUGGCGGCGGGGGAGAGGGAGCUCAUCUUGGCACAGAGGUUGGAAGGGAAGAAGGUGCUGGCGGUGUCCGAAACCUGUGAGGUGUACGACCGCGGGGGGAGCCGAGAGGGCAGCCGACCACAGAGCCCGCAGCUGCCCGUCCCGGAGGACAACGCCCCGCGGCGGGUGUUCUACCUCCACCCGGACACGCGGCGGUGGGAGGUACUGACCAGCCUGCCAAAGGAGGUUCCAGCUAAAGGCUCCGGGAUGUGCACCAUGUACAACUACCUGUUUGUAGCGGGGGGCAUGAAGAUGCACGGAGACGGCCGCCCCGCAGCGUCGGACCGAGUGUUCUGCUACAACCCGUUGACCGGCCUGUGGAGCCAGAUCCGCCCGCUAACGCAGCCGCGCUGUCAGCUCCAGCUGGUCUCCAUGGACGGAUACCUCUACGCCAUCGGGGGGGAGUGUCUGUUCACGGUGGAGCGCUACGAUCCGCGCGCAGACAGGUGGAGUCAGGUGGCACCGCUGCCCAAAGGUUCCUUCGCCGUAGCGCACGAGGCGACCUCCUGCGGCGGGGACCUGUUCGUGUCGGGUGGCUCGCUCUUCUACCGACUGCUGCGCUACGACUGCCGCCGGGACGAAUGGGAGGAGUGUCCAUUUAACGAGAGCCGGCGCCGCUCAACGGACAUGGUGGCGCACCGGAGCGUCGCGUACCGCUUCGACGUGGACCGGGAGCGCGCGGGAGUGAGCGUGUAUAGGUACAACACGGUGGUGAAGGUGUGGCUCGGCGGCGCGUUCUUCCCGCUGGAGAACCCGCUGCCGUUCCGCUGCGCGGUGCUGGAGGAUCGGAUCUACUGCGUCAACAGGAGCCACGUGCGGCAAUUCGAGGUGCGGGAGGAGAGGGAGGGGUUCCUGUCGGAGGUGUUGCCCUCCCCCGCGGAGGCUAGAGGAGCCCUGGUGCCCUUUGUCCUCAUUUUGAGCCGGACCAAUGAAACACACCGGAACUGAGACAGAAAACCGGAGAAACUCGAAUCGUUUUCUUCCCGCCGCGGUGCCUUUUUGUUGCUGCUUGAAAUUCGCUGUUAGUUCCUGUCUGGGGUUGCUGGGUUGAAUCCCAGCACAGGAAGUGAAUGUGUUAAACACAAGUUUUUAUCCAGAGGCUGAGCUGCAGCGGGCGGAAGGAAAAAUGACUGAAUCACGGUUUGGAUGAACAUUAGAAACAUUAGAAACUCAGCUGAGGAAGAUCACGUGAUCUGUCUGGAACAUGAACAUUCAGAUCAUUUCUGCAGCUUUCAGCCACUUCUGCUCUUUUUCCUUAUCGAUGAAGUUUGUGUGUUAGCAGGUUUGUUUAUGCUUCAAAUAAACAGCUGGA